AAGAAAAAACAGAGAAUUUUUUUUAAUACUUACCAGCUCAUUCCUGUUACCGGCCACAAGCUUAUAAAAUGCAAUGCACAGCAGGAUAUGAAAAGAUAUAGACUCACCAAGUGACGCAUUUGAUGAACGACAACUCCUAUCCUUUGGUUUCUGCUUAUUUGUAAUAAUACUCCGUGUGGAACGAAAGAUUUAUAUGCAACCAGAAUGGUGCCCAUCACAGAAACAGAACAGUUUGAAAAUUGUUGGAUCAAUACUGUUCAAAGACCCUCGUACCUUCAACUACUUAUGUCAUCCGUUCGGUACGAUUCAAUGCCAAACGGGUGGAUAGUGGAAGAGGAGCUCCUUUUUGGAAAUGGCGCACUAGAUAAAGGUAAAUCGACAUCUUUCUACGAAGAUUAUGUUUUGUAUGGUGUUAAGGACCAUCCCAGCGUAGGAAAAACACAACUGCUAAACAAACCUGUUACGAUGGUGGACGAGGUUCGUCAGACCGAGAAGCCAGUUUGCAGCAGCUCUAAUUGUCUCUUUAAUUCCGUGCCUUCUGCAAACUACGAUAGCAAUAUUCCAAACCAAGUUCUUCAUGAGUUCGACUUUGAUCUCAAUGAAGAUUAUAGUCAAAAUUUUAAUAAAAAUCAUAUUGGUCCCUCAACACCGAAUGAACAAGAAAGAAAAACCGUGCAAAACUGGCAUAGAAGCAAUUCAAGGAUAAGAACCGACCAGGAAUCUGCUGGCUUAGUGCCUGCCACAAGGGUCGAAGAAUCUUCUGGCAUUGGGUUACAGCCCUACCCAAAGUGUAAGCGGAUGCGUAGAUCAGAAUCACAAACCCGACUUGACUGGUUGCCUGAAGGCUGGGAAAUUGAACAAAAAGAAAGAAAAAACGGUGCUUCCGCUGGUAAUUUCGACAAGUACUAUGUUGAGCCGGCUCAAGAAGGGAGACGCCGUAGGAAGUUUAGAUCGAAAAAUGAAGUGCUAGAAUUCCUGGAAACAGGAAGAAGGAGACCCUUGACUUCCACCAAAAGGAAGGCUAAUGUGGAGAAGCAGGGGCUGCCCUCGUCAACCUCUAAUGCAUCAGAAGCAAUUUUGGCAUUUUUGAUGGGAAGGAGAAUGUAGAAUGGUUCAACAUCAGAUCAAAAAAAAAAAGCUUAUUGAAACAGAGUGGAGAAAAGUAUGCAAAAAGUAGAACAGGAUAACAACGUAAGUAUGUUGCAUCUAAUUUAGUCGCUUAGCUGCAGACGAGAACCGCGAAGGAUAUUCUUAUACCAACCUUCAGGAUUUUGGAAGAAUGGCAGCACUCACAUCCUACUGGAAGAAGAGCAGACAACCCAGUCGAGUCAAAAGAAAUCAAACAAAGACGAGUCCAAGUUGUGCAAAUAAUGUCUCAAGGUUGAGGCCGCUGUAAUGCCUAUCCUACCUUGCCGUCCUUGCCCUUCAUUUUUUUUAUUUUUUUCAUCCUUGGUUUAUCAUGUACUCAUGAUCUUUAGUAAUAGAUACAUUGUGUUCAUC
This is a messenger RNA of Papaver somniferum (opium poppy), 1500 nucleotides long. RefSeq lists its product as uncharacterized. The transcript is spliced from 3 exons. The coding region runs from base 205 to 1107 and encodes 300 amino acids. NCBI's taxonomy places the organism in Eukaryota, Viridiplantae, Streptophyta, Magnoliopsida, Ranunculales, Papaveraceae. Gene Ontology annotation, molecular function: DNA binding. The record is from RefSeq and is a predicted model, not a curated record.